Chironomus riparius is the source of this 550-nucleotide messenger RNA. The record is from the annotation of a GenBank genome assembly. Lineage: Eukaryota; Metazoa; Arthropoda; Insecta; Diptera; Chironomidae.
GAUCGUUAUUUCAGUCGAUCGUCGAGUCUCGAAGGAAUAUCAAGUGCGAAAAGGAAACAAAAAAAAAUUUUAAAUUGCGGUAAAAGAAGAGCGAAAGGAUAGCAAAAAAAUUAUUUUUCGGUUUAUUUGUGCAUUUUUUCUUGAGAAAAAAGUGAAAAGCUAGAGAAAGCAAAAAAAAAAAUUUGUGAAAAUAAAAAGAAAAUUUGAAGUGAAGAAAUAUUUUUGGAUAUCAAAAAAGCAGCUCGAAAAAAAUUAAAGAAAAAAUUUUGAAAGAAAAUUUUCACUGUAAAUCGAGAAAGUAAAAAUAGAAUAAAUUCAAGGUUCGCUUGAGUGUAUUUCAUAAAAUUUUGAGCUUUUAAAAGGAAAACAUAAAAGAUAAGAAAUGGCGCAAAUCAUAACAGCUCGUCUAGCAAGAAUUGACUCUCAGCCUUGGGGCUUCCGUUUACAAGGUGGAAAGGACUUUGGAACACCGCUUGUAAUCCAAAAGUCAUUUAAAGCAAAAAAAAAGAGACUUGCACAUAAAGGAAACUCGACUGGUAUUGAUAUGUGA